GUGUGGUGGUAGUAGGUCGAAUUCAGGCGACCCAUUGUAAUGUAAAAGAUUAAAUUGGAGUCCUGCUGGCUGGGCCCGUAGGUAGUUAAAGGCGAAGAGACGUAAAAUCAUGGAAGAGGUCUUUCAAAACGGCAAUUAUCAGAGGGAGGCUAACGCCAAUAUGACCGCCAUGGAGACGCAGAAAGAGGACUGCCUGCUCGACCACAUGGAGAUCUCAAUAGUGGAAGCAGAGAAGAGAGCGAAUAGAGCACUUAAUUUAAAAGAAUUCUACACUGUAUACCUCAUUGAAACUAAAAUCACUGAUCCCAAUUUCAAAAAUGCGCUGACUAGAAUAAGCUCGUUAUGGCGGCGAUAUACCGAGUUUGAAUUGCUCCGUGCUUAUCUGGAGAUUUCUUAUCCAUAUAUUGUUUUACCACCGUUACCAGAAAAGAAGGUUCUCUACGCUUGGCAAAAAGUGACGACUGAUACAUUUGAUCCUGACUUUGUUGAUCGCAGAAGAGCUGGACUCGAGAAUUUUCUUAUAAGAGUUGCUUCGCAUCCUAUACUUUCACGAGAUGAACAUUUUAUGGGAUUUCUUCAACAAACAGAUGGUUGGAGAGAAAGUGUUAAAGAAACAGGGUAUUUGCAGAUUGCAGAAUCAAAACUGAAAGCACUUAGCGUAGCGGUGCGACUGAGAAAACCGGACAAACGGUUCGAAACUAUAAAAAAUUAUGGAAUUGAACUGCAGAAUAACUUGUGUAAUCUGCUGCGAGUACGCGCACGGCUUGUGGAAAAACAACACAGUCUAUAUAAGUUGCACGUAAAUUAUGGGCGUGUUUUCAGCGAAUGGAGUGCCAUAGAGAAAGGAAUGGGCGACGAACUACAGAAAUCGGGACACUACUUGGACUCAUUAGCGGCUACAAUAGACACUACGCUCGAGGAGGAAGAGCUUAUAGCAGAUCAGCUGAAGGAGUGGCUAUUUAGUGCAUCGGCGUUGCAGGCUGUGGUUAAACGCAGAGAAGCCCUGCAAUUGGCAAAAGAUGAAGCGCAUGAUGCCUUAACUACUACAUUCGAACAGAAAGACAAAGUCAUGCACGGAAAGACUGGUUUGAUGUCACGCUUAUUCGGUUCUGUAGACACCGAGGAAGUUCGCGAAUUAAAAAUCAUCCAGCUAGAGCAACGAAUUGCGCAGCACGACGAAACUGUGAAGCAAGUGGACGAAGAUUUGAAGUCUUUCUCUAUUAAAGCUAUGAUGGACAUCGACAGGUUCCAGCAUCAAAAGAUCGUCGAUUUAAAAGAGACUUUGGCAGCUUAUUGCAUUCUACAAUUUAAGUUAGCCAGGAAGGGUCUCCAAGCUUGGCAGCACAUCAAAGGUUGUCUCGAAAGUAUACCGUGAAAAAAUCACGGCACUUUGCGGAACAGACUGUCACAGAACAAUAAUUGUCUUUACGUUUCUCAUA
Cyphomyrmex costatus is the source of this 1439-nucleotide messenger RNA. RefSeq names its product sorting nexin-4. Lineage: Eukaryota; Metazoa; Arthropoda; Insecta; Hymenoptera; Formicidae. The transcript has 10 exons. Gene Ontology annotation, molecular function: phosphatidylinositol-3-phosphate binding. Gene Ontology annotation, cellular component: SNARE complex; plasma membrane; early endosome membrane. Bases 110 to 1375 code for a protein of 421 amino acids. Gene Ontology annotation, biological process: protein transport; positive regulation of autophagosome assembly. The record is from RefSeq and is a predicted model, not a curated record.